UGUUACUGUUAGUUUAUCUAUCGACCAAGAAAUAGGGGUGGCCGUUUAUGUCUGGAGUUUUCCUUUGGUGGAUAUACUGCACCGUUUACCUGCUAGAGGGGGUCUGGGCCUUGUAGUUGUAUGUGCAUGUAAUGUACUGUACAUGUACAUUGUACUUUUCUUUUUCGUAGGUAGAUAGUAGUAGGUAGGUAGUUAUAGGAGAGAGAAUCAAUUGAUUCAUUCGCUCCCGUCAACAAUAGAAUUCUUCAGAAGACGAUUCUCCCUUCGAAAAAUUAACAAAUAAUUAUACGGAAAGAAAGAAAGAAAGAAAGAAGGGAAAUAAAUGCCUCCGAAGAAGUAUAAGGGGGGGAAGUUUAGAACCCAGCGUGACGGUGGUCGCCUACACUCAUUACUAUUGCGUGGAGAUGAUGUUGUGUUUUUAUUUGAAAGAGAGUGUUCUGUUCUUUCUAUCCCCACCGUCCUUUUUUUUUUUCCUUUUUUCCACACACUUCGCCGUUUUAUUUUAUUAUAUUUUUUAUCUCUUCUUCUUCUUGCUCCCACCCAACCAACCAACCCCUCGGGCCAUGUGCUGACUGACUUACUACUAUCUGUCUAUCCUACUUUCCUUUUGCUUUUUUUUUGCUUUUUCCCCGCGGGGCAUUGUGUGUGGGAAAAAAAAAAAAAAAAAAAAAAAAACCGACAACCCGGUUCCCAAUCUACGGGGAUAAACAACAUCUCCUAGCCGCCAGAACAAACCAAAAUAAAAAAUAACAAAGGGAACGAACGGGGACAGCAUAACAAUCGCAAGCAGGACACCAGAGAAAGAGAUAAUAAUAAGUAGAGGUAACAGUCCAGUCCAGUGCAGUCCAGUCCGCAGCGUGUUAGCAAAGUUAGCAUUGCAUUGCAUAUUCCACCUUUUCUUAGACCGGGGGCUGCUGCUUGCUGCUGCUGCUAUAAGCGCCACAACACCCCCCUCAUUUCUUGUGUGCUGCCGCCGCCGCCAGUAUCUUCAGACGCUCGAAAAUUCCAAAUUUCCCCGUAAUAGACUGCGACUCCUUCUUUUCCCUUUUCUCUAUCUAACUACUCUUGCUUCUUGCUUCUUCUGUCUCUCAAUCUCCCCUUCUCUCUUCUUUAGUUAGUUACUCUGUUGGUGAGCUCUGGUGUGUAAAAGAAAAAAGGGCUGAAUCAGGUGGGUUUCAUACAAACUCAGCUUCUCUUUCUCUCCCCUCUUAUUGAUUGAUUUAUAUUUAUUUCCAAUUUAUUUGUUUUUUCUUCUCCGUCUCCGUCUCCGUCUCUCUCUCUCUCUCUCUCUCUCUUUCUCUUCCUUCAAUUACACGGAGUGCUUCUCUCCCGCCAUUCCCUACAGCUGUAGUAAGUCUUGUUUAGCCUUGGUUCUGUAUUCACUUUUUUAUUUGUAUAUUUUUUUACUUUUAUUUUUUAUUCCGCGCCAGAUCAACACCUCGCCAGGACCUGAGCUUCGCUCUAAGAUGACCUAGCUUCAAGCCCGUUCUGUCCCGCCCAUCCCCCGCGCCCGUCGUUCAACUCCGUUUCCUCCUCCCCUGUCCUUACCACACAUUCUUAUAUAUAUCAAACAUCCAAGCAUCACCAGCAUCACCAGCAUCACCAGCAUCACCAGCGUCAUCAGCAUCAUCAUUCUUCAGGGUUCGUCACAAUACAAUCACCCACCCGGACAUUUCUCUCUCUCAAUGCACCACCACACCAAAGCUCCUCUCCUCCCCACCUCACAAACCAGCCGUCAUUGAUUAGAUCUAUUCACUGCACCACAAAAAAGAAAGAAGAAACAAAAAUCCGCCUUUUUUGGAAGAGGUUUAUACAUAUACAUAUAUAUAUAUAUAUAUUAUACAUAUAUCAUAUGUUGCGGAUGUGGGCUCACGGAAAUAUUUAUACAUAUAUAGUGUGACCUUUAUAUUUUUUGCCCUUGGAAUUUGCUGCCCAGCUUGGCGCUUGCUCCGGCUUUAAAACUGCCAGAGAAAAAGCCUGGAAACUGGUUGCUGCAGGUAAAAACACGAAACCCAGAAAAGAACACUGUCCACUCUCGACUUCCUCCUCGGCUCCCAACUUACUCAACCUUGCAUCCCUAUCCUCCUACAAAAGCUAUUUUUCGACGGAGCUAGUUCUCGUCAACAUUUCACACCACGCCCUUCCCUUGCACCUCCGUUUCCUAAUCGAAUCCCAAUAACGCGCUGGUCCUCGCCCACGCUACCUAAUCUGCUCGAUCACAGUCGAACUUUUAAAUGCUGGAAUAGGAAAAACUAUUAUACCUGCGGUAUUCUGCGGCGGUCGCAAUAUAAUUUUCACAUCCGGUUUCCCCUCCGUGAGGGCCUUCUUUCCGCGGUGGGCUCCCAAGAAGCUCACUGUUCCUAGAUAAAACCUUUUCUUUUUUUUUAUAUCUGUGUAUCAGGCGAAGUCCUUGAUAAACAAAUAAAUGCCAUAUUUGGCCUAUCAGACCCCUUCGUCCGUUCGACUAAACCCCCCCUCCUUCUCGAACAUGACGCCUUCAGCGACGGCACAGGUGCCGCAGCAGCCGCAGCCACCGCAGCAGCCACCGCAGCAAACCGCCAACGACAAAGUGCCCGAUCUAGCCUCACUGGGUGACCACAUCGAAGAAACAACCUUCGAGCAAAUUCUCGAGAUGGAUGAAGACUUUAAGCGUGAAUUUAGUAGGGACUUAGUAUACGGGUUUUUCGAACAGGCAGAAACUACAUUUUCGGAUAUGAAGAAGGCAAUCAAGGAAAAAGACCUCUACAAAAUCUACCAACUAGGCCACUUCCUCAAAGGCUCGUCGGCAACGCUAGGCCUCACAAAAGUGAAAGAGGCGUGCGAAAAGAUCCAGAACCUCGGAGCGGGCAAGGACGAGUCCGGCACGGUCACCGAACCCAAUAAGGAAGUCUCGCUGAAGAAUAUCGAGAAGACACUGAAUGAAACCGAGAAAGAUUACAAGGAUGCCGUCGUGCGGUUGAAAAGGUUUUAUGGCGAGAAGGUUUAAAAAAAAAAAAAGGAGUCUGAUAUCUACUCUACUUUUAUAAUAAUAAUGAGGGGCCAUGGGACGGAGAGUGGAAGGAGAUGGGGCUACAUGGUUUGGAAGGACUGAACGAUAUGAAGAGCUUUUCUGGUCUAUGGAACUAGAAUGCUUUUAAUUGAGAGAGAAGAAAUGUGCGGAGGUUUGGAAGGGAGGGAAAUAUAAUCACAUAAUGGACUAAAUUGUCUUGUGAUGUCUUCAUUACUUUUUUUUUUCUUUUCUUGUCUUUCUUUUAUUUUCAUUUGUUAAUUAAUUCUCUUGUUAUUACUUCUCAUUGUUUCUUUUUUAUUUCUUCUCUUCUUCUCUUCUUCUUCUUCUUCUUCUCCUUCUUCUCCUUCUCCCUCCCUUCUGGAAUUCUCUCUCAGGGGCGUUGAUAUAUUUUUACACAUGCCAUUUUGUUUUCUAUAUAUAUUCUUUUCUUUUUUUCAGUUUUUCAAUUUAAAAAAAAAAAAAAAAGAAUCUAUCUUCUUCAUGUACCCUUUGAGUUCCCUUUCUCCUAUUUUCUCCUCUUCUCUCUUCCCCUCCCCCUCUCCCGCUCCUCUCUUCUCUCUCCCCCUCUCUUCAUCUCCUACUUAACUUCCCCCUUCUCUCUUCCUCUUCUUCUCCAUACAACUUCUUGAUACCACGCAAGCCAUGUCCUGUUCCUGUUAUAUCAUACCCAAUCACAUCACGUUAUAUAUGCCUGUCUCACUCUCCGCCCCCCCCCGCUCUUCUCUCAUCCUCUUUCCUCCCCCUCAGUGUUCCGCGUAUAUAUAAAUACUUUCAAAAAAGAAAAUCUUCCGCGCGCAUCUUUUGCAACCUCAUUAUUCAUCUAUUUCAUUUUCAUCACUUCUCAUCAUCAAAAUCAAAAUUAAAAUAAAAGCCUGUCUUUGAUGUUUUAAUUUAUUUUCUCAUUUUUGUUUUCUUCUUCUUUCUCUUUCAAAAUUUUUUUUAUUUUUUUUUAUUUUUUUUUAUUUUUUUUUUUAACUUCUUGUGUCAUCACUUAUUUUCUUCUCUUUCUCUUUCUCUUUCCGUAUUGUUAUAUUUUCUUGUCUUUGGCACUGUGAUUCUUGUGUAAGAGGUGUGAGUGAGUGAUUGAAUGUAAAGAAUGAGAUAAAGUAAGUGAGAAUGUGCUGAAAAAAGAAAGCUAUAACAUGGCAUAAAGAGGUGAAGUCAGUGGUCACAAUGUGUGUAGAGAGAGAAAGAGAGAGAGGUCUGAUAUAUAUUGAAAAUAUCACUCAUAUCAAAUCAUUCUCUUUAUACUUCAUAUAAAGAAAGAGCUAGUUACAUCAGAAGCAACUUUUUAUAAGAGUUGAAUUAUAGUAUUGAUUUCUUCUUCUCUUCUGUAGUUUAUCAUAUCUGUGAAGAAAAUCACUAGAGCCUUGAAUAUCAAUAGAG
Molecule: messenger RNA, 4396 nt
Organism: Blastomyces dermatitidis ER-3
Lineage: Eukaryota; Fungi; Ascomycota; Eurotiomycetes; Onygenales; Ajellomycetaceae
Product: osomolarity two-component system, phosphorelay intermediate protein YPD1
Exons: 4
Coding region: 2426-2986 (186 amino acids)
Biological process (GO): phosphorylation; phosphorelay signal transduction system
Cellular component (GO): nucleus; cytoplasm
Molecular function (GO): protein histidine kinase binding; histidine phosphotransfer kinase activity
Source: RefSeq, a predicted model, not a curated record